Molecule: messenger RNA, 278 nt
Organism: Eruca vesicaria subsp. sativa (arugula)
Lineage: Eukaryota; Viridiplantae; Streptophyta; Magnoliopsida; Brassicales; Brassicaceae
Source: the annotation of a GenBank genome assembly
GUGGAAAUAGGGGAAGGGGUCAGAUUUAUCCUGAUGGUAGCAAAAGUAACAAUACAGUUUAUAAUGCUACGGCAGGAGGGAUAAUAAGCAAAAUUUUACGAAAAGAAAAAGGGGGAUACGAAAUAACCAUAGUGGAUGCAUCGAAUGAACGCCAAGUAAUUGAUAUUAUCCCUCGCGGCCUAGAACUUCUUGUUUCAGAGGGCGAAUCCAUUAAACUCGAUCAACCAUUAACGAGUAAUCCUAAUGUGGGUGGAUUUGGUCAAGGGGAUGCGGAAAUA